Trachymyrmex cornetzi is the source of this 2363-nucleotide messenger RNA. RefSeq lists its product as uncharacterized. Bases 581 to 2014 code for a protein of 477 amino acids. The record is from RefSeq and is a predicted model, not a curated record. Gene Ontology annotation, biological process: G protein-coupled receptor signaling pathway. Lineage: Eukaryota; Metazoa; Arthropoda; Insecta; Hymenoptera; Formicidae. Gene Ontology annotation, cellular component: membrane. The transcript has 7 exons. Gene Ontology annotation, molecular function: G protein-coupled receptor activity.
CCAUCGCGAAUGCCAGCGCGUCGAGCUCAGUAACAGCGUGGCAUUCACGACGUGCGCUUCGCUGAUCGCCGAUCACGCGAUCGUCGUCCUCGCCAUUCCGGAUAAAGUUCCCGGUGAACCAAAAGCGAUCGCCUGGUCCGCACCGUUCUAGUCUAAUCUUAGAGCAAAAAAGAUCGAAAGGAUACACGCACGCGAAGGACGAGGCUCCUGUGACGAGUGGAUCGAAUCGGGAUAUCGCAUGUGACCGGAUUGGAAGGAAUGAGUCCAAAUAAUUCGACGGAUCCACGACGGAAAAGCUCGAUGUUUAAAAAGAGCCUGCGCAGCCGGUGAACCCUAACCGAGACCACGAGCACGGGUGCGUGACUGCAAGAAUGCGCGCACGCAGGAGACGGUGCACGAUGUCCCGGUGACGACGGCGGUCACGAUUGUGAUCACGAGCACGACCACUCACGUAUACGCACGUGAGCUCGCGCGUACGUAUUCACGCACGUGUACUCACGCGAGGGGGGAAAGAGAGAAAAAGAGAAAGAGUGAGGGAAAAAAAAGAGAAAGAGAGCCAUAAACAGCCGCCGAUGCCGCAAUGAGGCUAGGCCCGAUUAUCCUGUCGUGGGCCACGGCCAUGGCCGGCUGGUUGGGUCCAUCGAGCGGAAUCACGGCGACGGCGAUGAUGACGUCACGGGCCCCACGCUCUCGGGAUUACGAACUUUCGACGGAGUUUUUCCUGGUGCCGUCCGAGAUCGGGCACGGGCUGGCGAGCGUGGCGAGCGUCAUCAGCGUGCCGGCACCGAACCGGACGAUCACCGUCUUCAGGACGCCGCCGGGCGUCAGGAAGAGCCAGGAGGUGGAGAUGCGGCCGACUCCGAAGUCCCUGUUGAAGCAACGGCCCUGGGCGCUGCCACUCGCCGCGCUCAGCGCCGCGGCGAUGCUCCUCAUGGCCGGUUUCGAGGUCUUCGUAUUGUUCAAGGCUAGAACAACGGCACCGAACAGACGACACUUGUUCCUGGGCCAGGCAUUGCUUCUGGGCCUCUUCCUUUUGGCGGGUCUUUCAGCUGCGGCCUCUCUCAGCCAAAAUCCGCUGUCCUGUGCCGCUUUCCGGUUGGUGGGACUCCCCGCCGCCCUUGUGUUCGCCGCUCUGCUGGUCAAAUGCGUUUUCCUGCUUUCGUUGAAUAGCGGCGUGUACUUGCCAGCGCCCUAUCAGGCGCUGGUGCUGGUGUUCGCGGUGUUGGUGCAGGUGGUCAUUGUCGGGCAAUGGUUUUACGGCGAACCACCUGCGGUGAUCCAGGUGCAGCAGCAGCAACAGCAGCAGCAGCAGCAACAAGCGACGGGCCAAAGCUCACCGGCGUCCACCACCUCCUGCAGGACUCCGCUUGGACAGAUAGUGGCUUCCCUCGGGUAUCCCGGAGCACUAUUAGUAGCAGUGGCAUGUUUAGCGAUCCGUGCGCGAGGCGUCCGGGAUAAUAAUCGGGAAGCGGCCUUCAUCGGCCUGGCGGUCGGCCUCUCGCUGCCGAUCUGGAUCUCCAGCGGGAUCGGUACGCUCGCGACCGGCAGCGAGGGUGAUCGAGAGGCCUGGCUGGCCUAUGGUCUGCUCGCCACGUCGCUCUUCGUCUUCCUCACGAUGUUUCUACCGAAGGGACGCCAACUGGCUGCCCUAGGUCGCGAAGGGCCCACCGCAGUCAUUCGCGAUCACGACGAUGCCCUCAGUUCCCUCCCCGGUAGUGGCUAUUCGCCCUCCUUCUUCCACUUCAAGCCCGCGGAGGCAUCCCUGAAGAGGAAAAUGCAUUACCAUAGUGCCGAUCGAGUCGCACUGGUCUCGUCCGGGAUACCCGGAUGCAGCGCCUGCAGGCACGGAGGAAGUCCCAUAUACUCAGACGAUGUACAUGGACCGAUGGAGACGUUCGUUUUGCCACCCGGUAUGUACUUGAGGCCGGAGGAUGCUGGGAAUCUCUACACGACCUUGUCGGCCAAUCCCAACGUGUUCUUCCAAAGGGCUGCCCAUCCCGGGAUGAUGUACUGAGAGGGCGAAUCUUAUCGUCGAUGACAAGACUCAUAUAUGCCUGUCGUGUCUUAAGAUUAGAUCACGCACAAGCGCGCGAUUGUUGAUCUCUCGUUAUUGUAAAUAAUCGUCGUUAUCAGAAUCUUAGUGAACGAUUCUACAUAGUACUUCUUUGUAACUUGGACGAUCAUCGCGGGAGUGUUAUCCCGUCAGAGACGCGUACGCGAUCAAUUGCAGAUCGCCGCGAGCAAUAGAUGGACCUGCGUACUGCGAAUCACCGAUGCGAGAGACUCCAACUGGAAGUGUACGUGCCUCCAGAAUAACGCAAUAAAUGUUACGACACAUUUUUUUUUUUUAAUACGAGAAACAU